Messenger RNA from Condylostylus longicornis, 768 nucleotides. Its product is annotated as trypsin-2-like. The transcript is spliced from 3 exons. Lineage: Eukaryota; Metazoa; Arthropoda; Insecta; Diptera; Dolichopodidae. Gene Ontology annotation, biological process: proteolysis. The record is from RefSeq and is a predicted model, not a curated record. Gene Ontology annotation, molecular function: serine-type endopeptidase activity. The coding region runs from base 1 to 768 and encodes 255 amino acids.
AUGAGGAAACUUAUAAUUUUAUUAUUAGUUAGUUUAGCAAUUCUUGUAACAUUUGUUCAAAAGAAUGAUGCUAUAUCUUCAGGUACCAGCGUUACCAGUAUGUCUGGUGUUGGAUACACUGCUGCAGUUUGGUGUCCAAUUAUUAUGUGCGCGUCAGCUGUAAUUUCAACGAAAGGAGUUUUAACAACAGCUACUUGCGUCAACAAUUUAUCUCCCUCUGAUAUAUUAGUAUUGGUGGGAUCAACAACAUAUUACAGCGGUGGACAAUUUAUGGAUAUAGCAAAAAUUAUUCAACAUACAGCUUUUAACCCAACAACUUAUAACGCUAAUCUUGCCAUUCUUGGUUUUGCAACGGAAUUAGAUUCAGGUACUAUGAGCACAUACGGUAUUACUGUGGUACCACUUUGUACCGCAGCAGCUGCAACAAACACAUACGGUACAAUAACUGCUUAUGGAGCAAUCAAUGCAAACAUGGAUUUACCCGAUAACAUGCAAAGGGCUUUCUUAUUAGUUUUACCUUCAUCAAUUUGCACUACAUAUAAACCAAAUCGUUUAACAACAACAAUGUUCUGUGCUGGUGAUAGCACAGGUAAAAAAGAUUUAUGUCCAGAAGAUCAAGGUGCUCCGUUUGUAGCCACUGGUAAAUUAUGUGGUAAUUACAAUUGGGGAUGUUCAUGCGGCUUGGCAGCACCACAGUACUCAACACCAGUUUUCAACCAGAUCUAUCUUUUCGCUACUUGGAUUAAUACUAAUCUUGCUACUCUAUAG